AUGAUCGCAGCUGUAAAUAUUCUUUUCUCCAUCACGUCAUCUCUGGGCAACAUUCUGAUCCUGAUUGCCCUUCGUAAGGUAACUUCUCUUCAUCCUCCAACUAAACUGUUGUUUCAAUGCCUGGCGAUCACUGAUCUUGGCGUUGGUGUUACUUCCCAGCCACUCUUCGCCACUGUGCUGCUAACUGAUUAUAGAAAUGUUAACUGGAGCCUUAUUGGCAACUAUUUAUCCCUUAUUUUUUGUGGGGUGUCGAUGCUCAUAUCGACUGCCCUCAGUGUGGACAGACUUCUCGCUCUCUUGUUGGGAUUAAGGUACAGACACGUUGUAACACUGAAGAGAGUUCGUAUAGCUGUUGCCGGUUGCUGGUUAACUCCUCUUGUGACUGCGUUGGUCAUAUUUUUAACUAGGGGAAAGAUCUUUCCGAGAAUGUUGACGAUUUUAAUAAUUCUUUCUGUCAUUAUCUCAGUGUCUUCUUACACGAAAAUCGUCCUUAAACUUCGGCAACAUCAAACCAGUGUACAAGAGAAUGUCCACCAAGGAAUGGCGAAAGCAGGAGGAGUUCCAAUAAACUUAGAACAAUAUAAAAGGACUGUUGUAAGCAUAGCUUUGGUGCAGAUAUCAUUAGUCGCAUGCUAUGUACCAUUUCUUAUUUUUCUUAUAGGACAUCUCGGGGAUUACAGUAUUCCCAAUUACGUAUUUUUCCUAGUCAGUACGACCUUCGUUUACCUUAACUCGUCUUUAAACCCGUUUUUGUACUGUUGGAGGAUCAAAGAAGUUAGACAAGCAGUAUUGGGUACAAUCAAAAGGUUUUGCUCAUGUCCAAGUUGA
Messenger RNA from Porites lobata, 828 nucleotides. The record is from the annotation of a GenBank genome assembly. Lineage: Eukaryota; Metazoa; Cnidaria; Anthozoa; Scleractinia; Poritidae.